CGCGUAAGCCUGUCAAGGCUGCCAGUGUUCGUCCACCUGCCACUCGUUCAGUCAGAUUCUCUCGUUCAUACCACCGACUGCUGUUUCUUCUACUUACCAAAAUGCCGAAUUGGUCGUCACCAGCGGAGCUACUUACGGAUACGAACGCGCUCGCCAACCUUCAACAUGGAUUGUUCGGGCUAUACGGCUGGGAGUUCAUCUGUUCGAUGGACUUCGAUUGGGCCGUAGUUUCAGGCAAGACGAGGUUCAAGUGGCCUUUAACGUUCUAUCUGGCCAACCGAUACAUUUUGAUGUUCGGGCUUGUCGGCAUCGCGAUCGCGCUAGACACCACAAAGCCGAUCAACUGCCAUGCGCUUUACGCGUGGAUCCAAUUUUCAUGCGACGCUGCCGCGGGCCUGGCUAGCAUCAUAUUCUCCCUGCGAACUAUCGCAAUCUGGUCGCGCAAUAAAUGGAUAAUUACCCUCCUUGUAACGGUCAUUCUCGGUCAAUGGACCUUAAUUCUUCGAAGCGUUAUCCUCCUAGAGGCAACGUAUAUACCCGGACAGACCUGCGAUGCUGUCAACGAGAACACCACCAUCUCCGCUGCCACAUUCCUCUACUCUACGUGCUUCAACCUGCUCGUCUUCCUACUUUCAGCGUACAAGCUCAACUCUAUCCGAUGCAACAAACCAAGCACCUCAAGCCGCCUUGCUGAGGUGAUGUUCACCGAUGGCCUCAUCUACUUUGUCUUGGCAAUCGCUUUCAACGCCGUCGCCGUCGCCUUCACGCUCCUCAACUGGAAUGCAUUCAUGAGCGUCAUCUUUAGCGUGCCCGCGGUCGUCAUGUCCUCUAUUUCUGCUUCCCGCAUCGUUCGGCGCCUCGGCGACCAUAGCUUCACCGAUCCUGAAGUCUACACCGACUCCGAACCGCCUUCUAGGCCCAACCUCGUGCUACGCAGCGCUCCCGCCCCUACACGUGUUCUCACUCGCUCUGGGUCUACCAAAGUCGCCAGGAACGUAGGUCCCACGAACAUAUGUGUUCGUAUGGAGACUGUCACGCACACGGACGAUCUCAACGGCGAAGUGUACUGCGGUACAACGCCGGAAUCCAUGCCAAGUGCGUUGUCGAUGGAUGUCCGUGAGGAGCAUAAACACUACGAGAAGGAUGGCUCUGACGAUGGGGAUGAAGAUGAAAUCAAGAUAAGUCAUGGAAUCUAACUCAAAUGCCCAUGAGCCGUGUAUAUUAUGGCAUCCCCUCUGGUGCUUGAUAUGUGGAGAUGACUGGGACGGCAAAACGACUGGUCUCCACGGCUGAGGCUUCCCGGCAUUGCUGAGAAGAGCAGGUGUCGUAUCGAUGGGAUAAUAGAUAUAGAUUAUGAUCGUAUUGGGCACACUUCUGGUAUUGAAAACGUAUAAUGCGCUGCGAAUUGAUAGGCUAAUGAUACCCCCCUCACUUUAACAACUGUAACGACUAGCAAAAAUACAUAAUUG
This is a messenger RNA of Coniophora puteana RWD-64-598 SS2, 1469 nucleotides long. RefSeq lists its product as uncharacterized. NCBI's taxonomy places the organism in Eukaryota, Fungi, Basidiomycota, Agaricomycetes, Boletales, Coniophoraceae. The transcript has 6 exons. The coding region runs from base 102 to 1196 and encodes 364 amino acids. The record is from RefSeq and is a predicted model, not a curated record.